Molecule: messenger RNA, 2107 nt
Organism: Brassica napus (rape)
Lineage: Eukaryota; Viridiplantae; Streptophyta; Magnoliopsida; Brassicales; Brassicaceae
Product: putative pentatricopeptide repeat-containing protein At3g15200
Exons: 1
Coding region: 445-2043 (532 amino acids)
Molecular function (GO): protein binding
Source: RefSeq, a predicted model, not a curated record
CACAAAUUUAUUAGAAAGAUUGGAAAUAUAUUAAGUUUAGUCAAGUACAAAUCAAUAUUUUUGGAACUUAUAAUAAGCCUAUUAAUAUAUGAAACUAAAACUAUUUUGGGUUCAACUGGAUCUUAGACAUUGUAACUAAACCCGAAUCAAAUUCAAUCCAAACUUAUAUAAUAUCCAAAUGAAGUUGAGUUCAUGAACCUGUAAACUCGAAAUCCCAAACCGAAAUUCAUUGGGACCCCAGUCCAGCCCUAAACUUAACUGACAAAUAAUAAAUCAAAUAGCAUAUUAAAAAGGAGUAUAACAUAAAAAGUAUAUUGAAAGUAUAAAACAUCAUUUUGCAUAGAACAAAAUAUUUUUAAAACGUAAAUUAUUUUUAAAAAAUGGGGGAGUAUAUAAGUUACGUAGUGCUUCAAAAAUUUGGGAACUUUGGAGAGGUUUGUGAAAAUGAGAGGGAAAUAUAAAUCCGAAAUCUUGUUUCAGCUGCGGAAUGCUCUAUGCCGGCGCCGGAUCUCUUCUUCCACAUCCUUCGCCUUUCUUCGCCGUCUCUCUCCUCCGGAGAAACUGAAUCAUAAGCACAACAUCACCCUCACUGAGUUUCGGUUCCUGGGUGUUAAUCAAUCUUCACACUUUCUUCACUCUCUUACAGCUCCCGACAGAAACUCCCUUGGACACCACAAGCAAUCUGCUGUCGACGUUCACAAUGUCCUAAAGAACCACCGUGGAAGCUCGCCUGAAGAAAUCGGGAGGAUUCUCGAAAAGUGCGGGAUAGUGUUAACCGAAGGGAUGAUUCUGGAAGUGGUGAACCGGAACCGGUCUGAUUGGAAACCAGCUUAUACACUUUCUCGAUUGAUCCGUAUACAAUCCGUUUACCUAUCUAGCCCAUCGGUGUACAACGAGAUUCUCGACGUUCUUGGGAAAAUGCGGCGGUUCGAAGAGUUCCACCAAGUGUUCGACGAAAUGUCUACGAGAGAUGCAAAGACGUAUGAAGUUUUGCUAAACCGAUACGCUGCUGCUCAUAAAGUAGAUGAAGCCGUGAAGGUAUUCGAGAGGAGGAGAGAGUUUGGGAUAGAGGACGAUUCGGUUGCGUUUCAUGGGCUGUUGAAGUGGCUGUGUAGGUAUAAGCACGUCGAGUUUGCGGAGACUUUGUUCUGCUCUCGUGGAAGAGAGUUUGGUGGAUGCGAUAUAAAAGCCAUGAACGUUAUUCUCAACGGGUGGUGUGUUUUGGGGAACGUUCAUGAAGCCAAGAGGUUUUGGAAAGACAUCAUUGCUUCUAAAUGCAGGCCUGAUGUUGUCAGCUACGGGACGAUGAUCAAUGCUUUGACUAAGAAAGGGAAAGUAGGGAAGGCUAUGGAGCUGUACAAAGCAAUGUGGGAGACGGGAAGAGACCCGGAUGUUAAAAUCUGUAAUAAUGUUAUUGAUGCAUUGUGUUUCAAGAAGAGGAUCCCUGAGGCUCUUGGAGUGUUCAAGGAGAUGAGUGAGAAAGGUUGUUCUCCGAACACUGCGACUUAUAACUCGCUUUUGAAGCAUGUCUGCAAGCUAAGGAAAACAGAGAAAGUUUGGCAGCUAGUGGAAGAGAUGGAAGAUAAAGGCGGUAGUUGUUCGCCUAACGAUGUAACAUUCGGUUACUUGCUUAAGUAUUCGCAGAAGCCUCAAGAUGUUGAUUCAGUUUUGGAGAGGAUGAGGAAGAACAUGUGUGAAAUGACAAGUGACUUGUACAAUUUGGUGUUUAGGCUGUGUGUGCAAUGGGGAGAUGAAGAGAAGGCAAGGGAGGUAUGGAAUGAGAUGGAGAGAAGUGGGUUAGGACCAGAUCAGAGAACGUAUACCGUAAGGGUUCAUGGUCUGCACACAAAGGGGAAAAUAGGAGAAGCGUUGAGUUGUUAUCGAGAGAUGAUGUCAAGAGGAAUGGUGCCAGAGCCAAGAACUGAGAUCUUACUAAACCAGACCAAGGCCAAGCCGAAAGAAGAAGAGGACAAGCUUAGACUCGACAGUAAGGAAGAAGAAACUGAAGUCCAAGUUAAUUAUACACGAAGAAAGUUGAUUUGAUUUAAAAAGCAAUUUUCACAUCUUGUUCCAUAUGAUCGCUUAUAAGAAAAACGAAUUUCCAUUA